GUAUCCUGGACUAGAUAGGGACAUCGAAGUGUUGGUUAAAAGCUGCCCUCAGUGUAUACAAUGUUGGCCCAUGCCGGCUGCUGAAGUUCCGUCUCCAUGGCCGGCGAGCAACAAACCAUGGUACAGGUUGCAUAUGGACUUCGCGGGCCCCAUCAGUGGCUUCCAAGUUUUUGUGUUGGUGGAUGCCGAGACGAAGUGGAUUGAGGCCAUACCUUUGAAGACCGCCACAGCGGAGACGACCAUUCAAGUACUUCAAGGUAUUUUCGCACGUUUUGGCCUGCCCUACUGCUUAGUAUCUGAUAACGGACCACAGUUUUCAAGUGCCACUCUGUCCAGUUUCUUGAAGGAAAGUCAAGUGAAACACAUCAGAACUGCCCCGUACCAUCCUCAGUCAAAUGGGUUGGCGGAACGGGCUGUACGGACAGUGAAGGAAGGGCUUCGAAAGAAUCCGGCAGGUACAUUGCAGGAGCGACUAAUCAAGUUUUUAUUUCGUUAUAGAACGACACCAUUGGAAGGAGGAAAAUCGCCCGCCGAACUGCUGUUGGGCUUCCGUCCCCGAACCAGGCUGACAGCUUCACUGACAGACAAAAAGGUGACAGAAAAUGAUUGUUCCGGCGAGCCUGUUCUAGGAGCAGCAACAGCGCCAACACGGUAUCAACCUGGCAGGCAAGUAUGGUCACGCCAGUUUCAGUCUGUUCGGAAGUGGAUGCCGGCGACAGUAGUGUCCACGACGGGAGCACGCAUGGUUACAUUGGAAACACCGGAGGGACCGCAGCGGCGCCACGUAGACCAACUCCGGCCACGGCUCGGCACAGGGUCGUCACCUAGCAAGCCGAGCGAAGUCCAGACCGGCGACGAAGCUCAGUGUAGCGCCGAGCAGGCCGCAGCUCAUGAAGGUUCGGACGCACGGGUUGUCGGCUCUCAAGCCGAAGACCAACAGCCACCACGUCGUUCGACUCGCCUACGGAAGCCCCCAGAUCGUCUCACUUACUCCAGCUUAGGGGGAAGGGAUGUAGUGUUAUCAAGCACGCGUGAUGUAACGUUAUCAAGCCCGCGUGCUGAUGUAUAGCAUGAGCAAGACAGAUUACACG
Molecule: messenger RNA, 1091 nt
Organism: Dermacentor andersoni
Lineage: Eukaryota; Metazoa; Arthropoda; Arachnida; Ixodida; Ixodidae
Source: RefSeq, a predicted model, not a curated record